GGCGGUGGGGAGAGGAAAACCUUUGCGAGGAGCCUGCGGCUUGGUCCCUUCCCGCGUUCCCUGCCCCCGGUGGUCCCAGCCCCCAGCAGCGCCCGCCGAGGCCGCAGGAGGGGGCGGGUUUCGUGGGCUUCGGGACGGCGGGAGGAGCGCCAUCCCCGUAUCCCGGAGAACAGGACGCGCGCAGAGGACCAUCCCUGGCACCAGACCCACGCCAGUCCUCUGGGUGUCUACACCCGGGCGCCCGGGCGUGUCUGUGCGCCCGCAUUCUCCCCGCCGCGCGCAACUCCCACGCCCCGGGCCAGCUGCCUGCUGGUGCGGGGUCCGCCUCCCCGGCGGGACCGAGAGGGUCCCUGGCGGCGUCUUUAAGGCUGCGCUCCCCGCCCCUCCCUCCUCUCCGCCCUCCCCCGCCCGCGCCCCUCCUCGUCGCCGCGGCUCCUCCCGGCCUCCCCGCGAGCCAGCGGCGGCGCGGAGCAGGUGCCGGCGAAGCCCUCGCAUGCCGCUGCCCGGCCCGAGGUGGUAGCGGCGCCGGGCGCUCCGCCCGCCCCUCCUCCGGGCCGCACUCGGGCUCCGGCGCGCGCGGGGACAUGUCGGUGGCGACGGGCAGCAGCGAGGCGGCCGGCGGGGCCGGCGGCGGCGGCGCGCGGGUUUUCUUCCAGAGCCCCCGGGGCGGUGCCGGCGGCAGCCCGGGCUCGAGCAGUGGCUCGGGAUCCUCCCGGGAGGACUCGGCGCCCGUGGCCACGGCGUCCGCUGCCGGGCACGUUCAGCAGCAGCAGCAGCAGCAGCAGCGGCGGCACCAGCAGGGAAAAGUGACAGUGAAAUACGAUCGCAAGGAGCUUCGGAAGCGGCUGGUGCUGGAGGAGUGGAUCGUGGAGCAGCUGGGGCAGCUUUACGGCUGCGAGAAUUUAGUGCCAGCCCAAAGACCACAUUCAGAGGAACAGAAACGUGCAUUUUCAGGAGGCUGGCACUGUGAACCUAGGAGAAGAGUCGGUGUUACAGCAGAUUGCACAGCAAAGAUCGGGGGACGAUCCGCUAACAGACUGAGGGGUAGCCAAGGUCUACUGUGGGUUGGAGGUGCAGAUUCCAAAUCAGUGAGGAAGAAGAAAUGCCAGAUGUGGAAAUUGACAUCGAUGAUCUUCUGGACGCAGAAAAUGAAGAAGAGAGAGCUUUAAAGUUACGGGAAGCUCUCGUAGACUGCUACAAACCAACAGAGGAAUUUAUCAAGGAGCUGCUCUCCCGGAUAAGAGGCAUGAGGAAACUGAGCCCCCCACAGAAGAAGACUGUAUAAUUCUGGCCCCGAUGGAACUCUCCUGGACACCCAGGGAGGGGUUUGGACUUUUAUUAAAGAAUAGUUGUCCUUCUGAGCAACUUUUCUGGGGGUAGGGUGGGGUGGUAUCUAUUAGACAUUUAUUAAACAGCGUUCCUUUUUUUGCUUUUAAAGGUUUUGUGGGUGUCAUAUUUUAAUAGCAAAGAGAUCAUGACUCUGGUUUCAGCCCAACCAGGGAUUAACAAACCAGGCAGACAAAGAAGGAUGGGCUGGGCCAGCCAGCAUCUUCUUGGAGAAACCAGAUGUUUAGAACCUAACGAUACAGGGAUGAUGGUUUUCUUACAGCUGCUUUGGUAAUACAUUUUUCUUAAGUUGUGCAUUUGACUCAGAGGUGAAAUUUCUCGUACUUGUAUAUAUCUACAGGCAACUAAGGUAACACGUUGAUGUGAGUUUUAUUUCACAUUGAUGGAAUAAACUUGUGGUUGUCUUUUCAUUGGAGAUCAUGGCAGGUAUGUUUUCAAGAGGCCUCUAGGUAUUCUUCACGUGAGUGCUGGAGACCUGCAAUGUUCACUUCACGCACCAGAGUGAAAGAAUUCAGUGUAUCCGUUAUUUUAAUACAACAAUGUGGAGUUGGUCAAGGGCUUGAUUUAUGGACUUUGUAUUAUUUCGUUAAUCGAGAUGCUUUGCCAGGUCAUGUACUUAUUGCCUCAUUUGUGGUAUUUUCAGGUUUCCUGAACCCUUUCUGUGAAUGACUGUUCGGAUUUCUAGAGAAAAGCCCAUGCUAUCUGAGUGGUGUUUUGCAGUGGAGCAAGGAAGAACCGUGUAGCAAUUCAUUUUCUGCUUUCAACCAAAUACUGUGUAUUAUUCUCUCUCCAUGAAAGCAGGUCAUAAGGAAGUGAGCAGAUUCAGUAUCUUCCUUCUUAGAAGUAGAUCUGGUCACUUUGGUGCCUGGGCAGCAUCAGACCAGAGGGGUGAGCUCAGCGAUGAGCAGGUGUAGAAGGGAGAAAGCCUCACCUCCUCUCAAGAAAGGUGAUACAGGAGCAUUUGCUGGUUUGGAAGCAUGGUGGAGAUUUCAUUUCUGGCUUCUCUCAGUGGCAUAUGGUGAGGACUCUGGCCCUAAUUGUGCACCCCGAUCCCCUAGCUUGGAGCUGAGCCUGGAGCGCCUGCCCUGCACCUCUCAGUUCCGUCCCAGCUCCUUGGAGAGGAUCAAAAUGCAGAUGGAUGUGGGUGAGGUCAAAGGUCAGAGUAGAAACUCUUGCUUUCCUCCAGGAGGCCCCCACUGCCUCCCCACAGAACCCCCCUCCCAUACUGUAAGGUGUCUCUAGGCGGCCCUGUCAGAGGACAGGGGUCAGGCAUUUUAUAUCAAGGGUGCUCUGAACAUAUUUUAUUUUUUAAAAGAACUAUGUUUGUGAAUUUUAUGUACACUGGCAAGCUAUUGAAAAUGUAUUUAAUUUUGUAAUGUUUACCAAUGAUUUAUUUACACGCUAUUUACUCGAAUAAAUGAUGCUGCUUACAGCUCUGCUUACA
This is a messenger RNA of Hippopotamus amphibius kiboko, 2791 nucleotides long. It is a transcript of the gene PPP1R14C, whose product is annotated as protein phosphatase 1 regulatory inhibitor subunit 14C. Gene Ontology annotation, cellular component: cytoplasm. The transcript is spliced from 6 exons. Gene Ontology annotation, biological process: regulation of phosphorylation. Bases 585 to 1169 code for a protein of 194 amino acids. The record is from RefSeq and is a predicted model, not a curated record. Gene Ontology annotation, molecular function: protein serine/threonine phosphatase inhibitor activity. NCBI's taxonomy places the organism in Eukaryota, Metazoa, Chordata, Mammalia, Artiodactyla, Hippopotamidae.